Messenger RNA from Dunckerocampus dactyliophorus (ringed pipefish), 3848 nucleotides. It is a transcript of the gene cacng3b, whose product is annotated as calcium channel, voltage-dependent, gamma subunit 3b. Gene Ontology annotation, cellular component: postsynaptic density membrane; AMPA glutamate receptor complex. Gene Ontology annotation, biological process: neurotransmitter receptor transport, postsynaptic endosome to lysosome; regulation of AMPA receptor activity; transmission of nerve impulse. Lineage: Eukaryota; Metazoa; Chordata; Actinopteri; Syngnathiformes; Syngnathidae. The record is from RefSeq and is a predicted model, not a curated record. Gene Ontology annotation, molecular function: voltage-gated calcium channel activity; channel regulator activity. The transcript has 5 exons. The coding region runs from base 1063 to 2010 and encodes 315 amino acids.
CCAGACGCAUGCGGCAGAAUCUGACGCCUCCGGCAAGGGGCGCGGCAGAAGCGUCAAAUGCGCACUUUGCUGCUUUGGGAGGAAUAUAUGGUCACGAUUCUCGCCGAAGGUCCAAUUUUUCUUCACGAGUAACACACAAAAAAAAUCAUCCAAGUGGCCUGUUUUCAGUCAAACUCACUGUUCCGUCCCCUCCUCCUGGCUGGGUUUUAUAGUUUUGCUCUAAUGGGCGGAACAAUGAAGCUAGCUCGCACGUGAUUGGCUAGUAGAGCACAUUUUCACUCAGUUGGCCAAUCAAGAGAGAGUGGCUCAGCCCCGGGCGGACUUUGAGGAGACGCGCGGUUAGUUUUAGUUUGUGUUGGUUGGGCAGAGGGGAGGAGGAAGAACAAGAAGAAGAGGGGGAGGACGAGGACUAGGAGGAGGCGACGGCUGUCACUGUUUUUUUUUUCUUUCUUUCAUUUAUACCAACAGGCACGUUUCUUUGUCAGUCCUCCAGCGGGAAUACAUGCAGCCCCCUGCGUUGCCCGGAGAAGACGUCUCCAUUUUGGUGCCUCUUUUAACAGAGAAGAGUGGACGCUGGAUUUAGAGGAAGAACAUGUCAGUGAGUGUAAAGCACGACGAAACCUGCUCCACUUCCACCAUACCUAACUCUAUAUAGACUCGGAAAGGACAACAAGGAGUGCUAUAAUUCGGUGCUGUACGAUAUAUUCUUCUGUUAGGAAAUGGUAAAGCUGCCGGCUACUAGCUGAGUUAGCAGCAGCUAACUCCGGGUCGUAAAGGGAAUAAAUGACGAGAGAAGGCAGACAAUGUGGCGUCUUUUGGGCUGAGUGAGGCGAGCGAGUGUGUGCUUUAGUCGACGACAACCGGUGGUCGUUAAAGCUCUCCGGUGUGUGUGUGCGCCUUUUUCGAUGCGCCGCCCUUUGCCAUCCAACCUAGUCCGCUCCAUCCCUCACUAAAAACACUUCCAUAGUAGCCGACAUGUCUGCUUACACGCCCGUCUGUUGAAUUUACGAACAAAAGCGCGGAGGUGAACACAGAUUAAGCCCAAAAACAGGAACCGCCUAUAUGAAGAUGCUGAUGUGUGACCGCGGCGUCCAGAUGCUCGUGACGACGGUGGGCGCGUUCGCCGCCUUCAGCCUCAUGACCAUCGCUGUGGGUACCGACUACUGGCUGUACUCGCGGGGGGUCUGCCGUGUCAAGAGCAACAACGACAACGACACUAGCCGCAAGAACGAGGAGGUGAUGACGCACUCCGGCCUCUGGCGGACCUGCUGUCUGGAAGGAACAUUCCGAGGUGUGUGUAAGAAGAUCGAUCACUUUCCGGAGGAUGCUGACUACGAGGCGGAUGCUGCUGAAUACCUCCUGCGUGCAGUGCGCGCCUCCAGUAUCUUCCCCAUCAUGAGUGUGGGUCUGCUGUUCUUGGGAGGACUCUGUGUAGCUGCUAGUGAGUUUUACCGCAGCAGACACAACGUCAUCCUCAGCGCAGGAAUCUUCUUCGUCUCGGCAGGUCUCAGUAACAUCAUUGGAAUUAUCGUCUAUAUUUCGGCCAAUUCAGGCGACCCGGGCCAAAGUGACAGCAAGAAGUCCUACUCCUACGGCUGGUCCUUCUACUUUGGCGCCCUGUCCUUCAUAAUGGCAGAAAUGGUGGGAGUGCUGGCGGUGCACAUGUUCAUAGAGAAGCACCGCAAGCAGCGGGCCAAGUCCCGCACGGAGCUCAUCAAGAAGUCUGCCUUCAGUCGUAUCCCCUCCUACCGUUACCGCUUCCGGCGCCGCUCCAGUGUUCGUUCGUCGGAGGUCCCCAGCCGCGACGCCUCACCGCUGGGGAAGGUUGGCUACACAGGACCCGGCGCCUCAGAGAUGCCCAUGUACACGCUGAACCCCCGCGAGGCGGGCAACGCCGCCACCAAAUCCGGCCUUGGCGGGCUUCUCAACUCUGAGAGGGAGUUCCUCCAGAGCAGCACGCUCACUAAAGACUACAGCAAGGACCCAAACCGCAGGACCACGCCCGUCUGAGAGCUCGCCUCUCCUCACCUGUACACAGAGUGCCUGCCUUGUCCUGCCUUCAGACAGCUCCCAGAUCAGCCGAGGGGCUUUUUCCAGUGUGACGUCCUCUGUGUGCCCCCGUGACCUUAAAUGGUUGGACUUGGGGGUCAGUUUUACACAGCUAACGCAACAGGUUCUUUUCUUGUAUUUCCUACUAACAACACUGACAGGCUCGUUUGAGAACUGGUGUGAUUUGUGUUGGAAUGUCUGACUGAUGAUGUGUUUGUCUUUUACGUUUUACUGCUCACAUGUACGCUGUCAUUGAUUUGGGACUGGCAGAGGGGGGGCGCUAUCAGGGUGGAGAAUAAUUUGUGGGUACCCUAAUGACCGCCGGUCUUGAAUCAACACACACACACACACACACACACACACACUCUCUUGUAGACUGUUGUUGCUCAUUUCUUUACAAUCUUGCCCAGGAGUGAGUGUGUGUUUAUGUGUGUGCAUGCAUGUGUGUGCGUGUAUGUGUGGCUCAUGAUGCAGUGUGGCCCUCAGCUGGUUGGACCCCCGUCCAAGACUUUGAAGCCCUGAAUGCUCCUGAUGAUCUGGAGGUUUCCUGUCUCGUCACAGCUUAGAAUCAUUACGGUCGUAUACAAGCCUUUUUUUAACAACUUGUACAGUCAGCCCUUGGUUUUUGUGCGCCCCAGUUUUUGUACGAUUCAUUUUUGGCCAAAUUUUUUGCUAGAAUUUUGCCCAUGUUGUCAUAUCAUUCAGAUUUUGUUGGAAAAGUUCACCAAAAUUUUGCUUUGGUUUUUGUACACCCCAGUUUUUUGUAUGAUUUCGUUUUUGACAUUUUUUUGCCAAAAUUUUGCCUCCGUUUGCAUCCAGCCCAGUUUUUUGUUGAAAAUGUUUUCGUCCACAGUUUAUGCCAAAAUUCUGCCUCAAUUUUUGUACUCCUCAGUUUUGUUUUGUUUUUUUAAUUUUGCCUCUUUUUUUGUAUGAUUUGGUUUUCGUCUGAAUUUUUUGUCAGUUUUUGUAUGCCCCAGUUUUCAUAUGAUUCAGAUUUCAUUGAAAAUGUUCACCAAAAUUUUGCCUUGGGUUUUGUACACCCCAGUUUUUGUAUGAUUCGCUUUUGCCCAAAACUAUCACCCAAAUUUUUGCCAAAAUUUUACCCCAGGUUUUGUACACCCCAGUUUUCAUAUGAUUCGGUUUUAGUUAAAAAUGUUCAGCAAAAUUUUGCCUCGGUUUUUGUACACCCCAGGUUUUGUAUGAUUCUGUUUCAUACAAACUAAUCUGUACUGUAUUGUUCCACAAAAGUGACACCCUAACCCACACCCCAAACCCCAAACCCCUAGCCCCUAGCCCUAACCCGCCAUGGGGCCAAAGAAAGUUGUGAAUGCCAGCAAUUUGAUAAAGAAUGUGCAAAAACAUGCUAUGAAUUUGAUCUUGCCGGGAUGUACGCAAAGUCUGCGACAACAGUAAGUUCCAUCCGUUCAUCAUUUAUAUUUGUUUUCAACUGUAAUUAUUCUCUAUAUAAUGUAUUUUUGAUAAUAUUUUUGGAUGUCUGCAACGGAUUAAUUGGAUUUUCAUUAUUUCUUAUGGGAAAAAUUGGCCCAGUUUUCAUAUCAUUCGUUUUUUGUUGAAAAUGUGUCCGCGUUUUUUGUGCGCUCACUCAGUUUUCAUGCAAAAUUGCACGUAACAAACUAGUCCGUGCUGUAUCGUUCCGUGCCCAAACAAAGCACCCUCUGCAUUGCAAAGCGAUGCAACGCUAACCCAACAAGUUCCAUCCAUCCGUCAUUUGUAUUUAUUUCCGUUUUCUGCAUAUAAAACUGGAAUUAUUCCCUAUAAAAUGUAUUUUUUUAAUCAUA